Molecule: messenger RNA, 5295 nt
Organism: Anopheles nili
Lineage: Eukaryota; Metazoa; Arthropoda; Insecta; Diptera; Culicidae
Gene: Crag
Product: DENN domain-containing protein Crag
Exons: 10
Coding region: 1-4929 (1642 amino acids)
Biological process (GO): regulation of Rab protein signal transduction
Cellular component (GO): cytoplasmic vesicle
Molecular function (GO): protein binding
Source: RefSeq, a predicted model, not a curated record
AUGGAAGAGAGACGAGUAGCCGAUUACUUUGUAGUGGCUGGAAUGCCCGAGCAGCCAAAGCUACUAAAGGAAAACAUAUUCAACGACUCGUCACAUUUACGAUUGACAACCACCAUAGAUCCUAUCACAGAUAUAGGCGUUUAUUUUCCGUCGUUGGGAGAGAAAAUCCCAGCUGAUUAUGAAAUUCUUGAGAGCACGCCAUCUGGAUUGUUGGCAGAUCUCAAUUACGGUUCCGUCCGUACGAUUGGUUGCUUUAUUUACUACCGAAGAGGCAAGGAUAAACCUCCUCUGGUCGAUAUAGGAGUUAUGUACGAAGGAGCUGAGCGUAUUAUGGCUGAUGCAGAAAUUGUACUAAGCACCCCUGGCGAUCGACUAGCAAAUGUUAACAAUUCUUCGGCUAAAACGUUUUUGACAUUUCGUCGUGCGAGCACCGAUAUGCCCUGUAAUGAACUUGUUGUAACGGAUUUGUGUGUCGUGAUACCUUCGAAGGGUGAAAAACCACCGCAUGCUUUCUGCAUGAUCCAUAAAACUCUGAACAAAGGGCUGAUGGGCAGUGAUGUAUACCUUUGCUAUAAAAAAUCAAUGAACCGUCCAAAACUAAUUAGCUACGAGCCAGAAAUAUUGCACCGGUAUCCUACGUUUGAUCACAAUGAUUUUCCGCUAACAUUGUGCCCUAGUGUGCCCCUCUUUUGCCUGCCCAUGGGUACUACGCUAGAAGCAUGGCAACACGUGCCUGGUGGUGAUGGAAAGAGAAAACCAAUUCAGCCCGUCUUCAGCACAUUUGUUCUUACAGUCAACGAUGGCACGUAUAAAGUAUACGGAUCAGCUUUAACGUUUUACGAAGAAUUUUGCGAAAAUAACUUAAAUGAUCAACAACGGGAGCUACUCGAUUGGAAUAAGGACUCGCAUAAAACGCAUUCACUGCACGUGAACAAAUCUAUCUGUCUUUUGUCACGGUGGCCAUUCGGUGAUACUUUCGAAAAAUGGCUUCAAUUUUUACACCAACUUUCCAAGCUCAAUGAAAAUUUGCCUGUUCCUAUUGAACGGUACAUAACUCAUCUGCUUGAUGAGGUACCAUUUCCAGCGCCAAGCAUUCUGCUGCAACUGUCAACACUCAGUAAUAAUAGAAUACUAUUAACGUUGCCAGAAGAUUCCCCUCUACCCAGGAGUGGCGCCGGUUUUCGCCAGUUACUCUCCAAUCUUGGACCAGAAAACUGCUUGCACGUGUUACUGCUGGUCCUAACAGAACAGAAACUGCUCAUUCACUCACUGCGACCGGCCAUUCUGACGGCAGUUGCGGAGGCAGUAUCGUCAUUUUUGUUCCCGUUUAAAUGGCAAUGUCCGUACAUACCGUUGUGCCCGCUGGGUCUAGCUGAAGUACUUCAUGCACCGUUGCCAUACUUGAUAGGAGUGGAUUCUCGUUUUUUUGAUCUUUAUGAACCUCCAAGCGAUGUGACUUGUGUGGAUCUCGAUACCAACAACAUUAGUUUGUGCGAAUCACAAAAACACCUCACGACAAAGCUACUUCCUAAAAGGGCUUCACGGAUCUUACGUCAAACUCUUCGCAAUCUAGAGGAACUAAGUCAAAACCAAGUGUGUGAUUCCAACAAUAGCUUGGAUCGUGAUUUGAAAAAACGAAAGAGAGAACAAAAUUUAGAGCAAAGAAUUCAGGAAGCUUUCCUUCAGUUCACGGCAUGUAUACUAAAAGGCUAUAGAGACUACCUGGUUCCGAUUUCGAAGGCACCUACGGUUGGUGCCACUGACCCUAAUGCAUUGUUUAGAAUGGAGGCAUUUUUGCGUUCUCGAGACAAAGCGCAUCACAAGUUCUUUCAAUUAUUGAUGAAAACGCAAAUGUUUAUCAGGUUCAUCGAGGAACGCUCGUUUGUGUCCGACGGUGAUCAUAACCUAGCAUUUUUUGACGAGUGCGCCGAAAAAGUGAGUGCGUACGAAGAUACUCCGACAGAUAUCAAACUCAUUGAGUGGGAUGCGGGCCAGAGCAGCGAACGUACAAAAUUUAUUCUGCCGCCCGAAUGUCAGCCGGGCCUUCCGGUUGUAGACCAAUGCUACUCGUACGACUCGUUUACGCUCAAUCCCAUUUUGCUGAAAGAAUCCAGGCGCAGCCAUUUGGAAAACGUGCUUCAAAAUCACGCUUCUGCAGCUCCGGGAUCGCCUAUGGCACGCCGUACAAAGCAUGAAAUAAAAACGGCUCAAAAAUUAGCUCGCAAACACCAAGGCAAUCCAGAACUAUGGGCAAAGCAUUUGCUCGCUACGUGCUAUUCGAUUUAUUUCAUUGUACUACCAAGCUUGAUUUCAGAAAAUACAGGCCGUGAACAUGCGGUUUUAAAGGAAGCAUACGAUUUACUCGGUAAAGCUUGCAAGUUAAAGGUGCCGUGUGAUGAAGUUUGUUAUCGCAUCAUGAUGCAACUGUGUGGUUUGCACAACCUUCCUGUGCUUGCUGUACGGUUGCAUUACUUGAUGAAAAGAUCUGGUAUUCAACCCAACGCUCUUACGUAUGGUGUUUAUAAUCGGUGCGUUUUGGAAGCGCAGUGGCCUUCUGAAUCCAUCCUUUCGUCUCAAAUGCGGUGGAAUCGUCUGCGAAACAUCGUUAUCGGAGCAGCUCAGUUCAAGCGCGCAGGUGAAAAGUUUGCUGCUCGACGCCGACGUUCAUUGUCAGGACAAGAUAUUCACAAUGCAUCAUUGAGUGGCACCUUAGACUCGGUCGAUGGAACAUCCCGAACCAGUCUCGACUCGGGAUACUCGCAGGCAGAACAACAAAAUGCUGGUACAAUUACGAUGGAUUUUAGCACGUUUGAUAAACUGCGAGAUCGUCUUGGAGCAAUCGUCCGACAAAAUACAGCAACGAGUAGUCACCAAGAAUCAUCGGAGGUGCUCUCUAGUGCUGGGUUACUGAUCAGUGGAGAAGCGUCUCAUCAUCUUAAAUUGCAAACCGGUUGUGGUGGAACAGAAACAAAAUUAGCAUAUAAGAAAUCCCCACCAACGGCAUCUUGUGAUCUGAGUCCUCGUAUGUUAGCAAGAGCCGAAAGUUUUGCUGGGGAUUCGAAAUUUAUCGAUAAGCUUCAACGCCAAAAUGGAAUGGAUGCGACAAAAGCAAAACGAGCACUUGAUUUUCAUCCAAAGGAAACUAAUUCUCAAGAAGAAUUAGACGAUGCGAAAGGAAGUAAUCCUAAGGGUGGUAGUCCAACAAAGAUAUCUUCACGUACUAUUGUAACGCAAAAUGAUCCUUUGGGCGCUCUUAACGAGUCUGUGAAUGAUAAAAUUAUGGAAGUCCACCGUGACUCUGCACACAAAUCUAAUGAGAGAAACCAAAGCAGUCAUAAUAGCACCAUCUAUACGGAUCAGCCGAUUUUGUUUAAAGGACAACGAUCGGCAACAUUUGAUGAUUCAACCCAGCUCAAAAGUAUGCAGCGUUCGGAAACAAUGCCAAUGACAAAUACCGUUUCGUCGGGAUUUGGUAGUUUAGGCUCUUCAUUAAGAUUUAACUUUGGCCGUUACUCACCUGCACGUAUGUCUAUGAAAAAUGAUUUGAAAUCUUUGUCUACCAAUAUGAUAGAGAAUAUUUCAAAUAUCAGUCCUAGUCUGUCUGGCAAAAAAUCAAACGAAAUCAUUCAGAGUGGAUUAAGCAGCAUAAAAAAUGCCGCGACUUCGGUAGCCAAAAAAUUGGAUGAAAUAAAGGAAGCCAUUUCGGCAAAUUCAACACCAGUGAAAAUAGGAACGAUUGGGAUGAAUGGCUCUUUAGAACGCGACAGUCACGGGUCCGAGAACGAUCUUCUGCAUAACGAUGACGCGAUGACAAACGCUAUUAAUGGCAAUCGGUCCCGCCGUGUUUCCAGUGAAUUUGAUCUUUGGCUUCGUUUCAGUGAGUCGCGCAAGUCGAGUUAUAAUAAUUUAGUUCCUCUUGGUGAAAAUGCUACAUCGACCAACAGCCUGAACGCCGUGUGUUCAACGCUGCCGGAUAACAUUUAUCCCGCCAUGCUGGAGCAAUCGGAAACAAAUGACGCGGAUUUUACUAUUGAAAUUACAUCUUGCUCGCAGUGUCAUAACUGUUCGGUAUUGCUGUACGACGAAGAUGUUAUGGCUGGAUGGUCAUCGGAAGAUUCUAAUUUAAACACUACUUGUCAUGCAUGUGGCAAAGUGACAGUGCCAUUUCUUAAUGUGCAAAUAGCUUCCGAUCAUCAUGAAAUGAACAAAAGGCUGCCAUCAGCUCAUCACCAAUCGGAUAUAAUAAGUGUGCCAUAUUUAAACCCUCUUGUUCUGCGUAAGGAGCUGGAAAACAUUCUCAGCGAAGAGGGAGAUCUGGCACUGACUAAAUCAAAAUUUGUGGAUGAGCAUCCCAUCAUCUAUUGGAACUUGAUGUGGUUCAUGGAACGGAUAGACGUCAACACUCAUCUGCCAAACCUCGUGUUGCCUGAACAAGACGAUAAGGCAGACCCGUUGAGUAAUGUAAAAACUAUUAUUGUUCUUUGUUUGUGGGAUAAUCCACGGCUACAUUCGGAGGCUGGGCCUGCGAUGUACAUGCUUUGGCGCCAGAACCAACCGAAUAGUACACUGUUGAAAGCUCUUUUGACUGAUCAAACGUCGAUAAAUCGAACUGUGAUGCAACAAGUGAUUGCUUCGAUACGCUGCAACGAUUUACUCACCCCUAUCAAACGAUUAGCUAACGAAAGACAAAAGCUAAAACACCGGGGCGUCGAUCGGACUCACUCAAUAUAUCGCGAUAUGUUGUUUCUAGCAUUCGUUGAGAUAGGGUGUGCCCAUAUCGAUCUCAUCUCGUUUCAUCGCCAAUACGCGGCUGUGUUCGCUAAGCUAAUGGAGAAAGAAUCCAAUACCUUCUACCGCAGUCAAGAUUUGCCCCCAUCGUCAACAGCCAUGUUUUGUCGUGCUUACUUUAAGCCAUUACAUUUGCCUUGACAGGUGGGUUUAAUGACGAAUCAAACGUUUAUUACCAUUUGUGAAAAUUUAUGAUUUGAAAACAGGCUUAAAAAUACUUUUCUGAUGAGUAUACUUAUUGAACGUUUUUAUAUUUCUAUAUAUAAGUUAUAAAUUGUAGAAAUUGAGGUAUUAAAAGUGACUGAAGGAAAACAUAUAAAUUAAAUAAAUACUGUAUGUAUUAACUUAGCAGACGCAUCAUUUUUCUGCAAUUCAUGUAAUGACCAUGACUAACAUCACAUAAUGAUGCUGCAUGAUGGAUGGAACACUCUAAAGCGCCUUUUCUACCAAGAAGGGUUUGCACCAGUGGGAUAGGUUAGUUUAUUUCCUUUUCAACUUCAUGCUAAA